Molecule: messenger RNA, 1473 nt
Organism: Acyrthosiphon pisum (pea aphid)
Lineage: Eukaryota; Metazoa; Arthropoda; Insecta; Hemiptera; Aphididae
Product: neprilysin-2
Exons: 9
Coding region: 189-1304 (371 amino acids)
Biological process (GO): protein processing
Cellular component (GO): plasma membrane
Molecular function (GO): metalloendopeptidase activity
Source: RefSeq, a predicted model, not a curated record
UGGCUGGGCGUUUCAGUUAGACGAAGGCCGACAGAUAGUCAGCACGCGAUCGCGACGACCAGUGCCGGAUAGCUGUACCGCGCCCGCUGCAGCAGAAUACCGUUCGACGGUUCCACAAAACAGUCAUCGUAUUCGAGUUCACAAAAGGGAGGGUCACGUAGAAGGACAAAUAUAAUUAAACAACCAAAAUGAGUGACGACGAAGAUUUACCGACAAGUAAACUAAAAGGCGAAGGAAUUAAUGAUGCCGAAUCGGGCUAUUCGAAAAUGUUCAAAAACAAAAUGGAAAGCCGAAGAACCUUCUACAUAGUUUUAACAUUACUAAUAUUCAUAUUUGCAGUGCUCGUAAUAGCUGUUAUCGGACUAUCGUUUGUCUACCUAACGAAGACGGAAGACCAAAGACGGACAUGUACAACAGAAGAUUGCUUAAGAUCUGCUUCAGCAUUAGUCGAGUCAAUGAAUAAAUCUGUAGAUCCAUGUGAAGACUUUUAUCAAUUUGCUUGUGGAAAUUUCGCAAAAUGGCAUAAAAUACCAAAAACAGCUGUUUCAAAUGAUCGGUUUUCCGAAGUACAUGCUACAGUGUUAGUUCUUAUUAGAGAUUUUUUGGAAAGAGAUGAUAGCGACACUGAAAAUUAUUCCGUAUCGAAAUCCAGACUUUUGUAUCGCUCUUGCAUGGCAACAGAUAAAAUGAACACAGACGGGAUUGAGCAAUUAGUUCAGAUUUUAGACAAAAUUGGUUUAUCGGACACGGGGCUUUCCACUAAGAUAAAAUCAUCAAGUUUCUCGGCAAUGUUAGCUAGAUUAAAAAAGUUAAUCAACUUAGACUAUUUGUUCACAACAAAUGUUGAGCCAGAUACGAAAAAUCGGUCAGUUAAUCGAAUUAGUCUGGGUAAACCAAAAGAUACAAAUAUAUUUCCAGUUCAUAAAAUAACAGAACACAUAAAGAAAAUGAGUUCAAGAAAAAUGCGUGAAACACUAGAAUAUGAAGAAGAAGUAGGCAACACGAGUAAAGAAUAUGCAGAUGGAAUUGAUUAUCUAAAAUCGUAUGCAAAAUAUUUCCAAAGCGCUUGGACGGAGAUUCAUAAAUUGCAAUCAAAUAAUUUUGAUACUAGUUAUCAAACUAUUGGAAUUAAAAUAUCACAACUAUUGACUUUCAUCAAUGAACAUUCAAAAAUAAAAGAAACAGUAUAUGACAAUGAUACCGAACUUCCAUCACUUAUGACUGUUGAUGAAUUACAAAAUUAUACAAAUAAUAUUACACGGAAUUUCACUAAAUCAAACGAGCAAAUUGUAAGUAAUUACUAAUUUAUAAUUAUAUUAUCACCACACACAACUUCAUAAACUGUAUAGGGAUACCGGAUACUACACAUAUUUCCGGUAUCGAACAAUAUUAUAAGAAUUAUUGUAUUAAAUACAACUCAAAAAAGGUGGGUAAGUGGAUGUCGCUCUGCUGUACAGUAGGUUACAAGUGGGU